AACGUUUAAGGAAAUAUAAAAAACAGAAAGUUUAAAAUUUUUAUUUUAAAAACAAUUUUCAAUGAAUAUUAAACCUUCUCUACUAAUAAAUUCUCUAAUUUUACUAUGGAUUUUGUCAAUAAGUGGCGAACCUCUAGUGAAAAUUUCUCAGGGAACAUUAAACGGAACUAUACAGAUAGCCAGAUAUGGAAGAUGUUUUUCGGCUUUUCUAGGAGUACCGUAUGCAAAACCUCCAAUUGGAAACCUACGUUUUAAAAAUCCAAAACCAGCGACAGUUUGGAGAGGAAUACGCCCUGCAUAUUCAUUCGGAAACAUUUGUCCGCAAAAUAAUGAUGGAAGAAUAUUAGGAAAAGAUGACUGUUUAUUGUUAAAUAUCUAUACCCCAUUUCAAAAUUUUCAAACACCAGUACCCAAUGACAAAUUACUUCCAGUUAUGGUAUGGAUACAUGGUGGUAAUUUUCUCAUAGGAAGUGGUAAUUUUUAUGGACCUGGAUAUUUAAUGGAAAAGGACAUUAUUUUGGUGACAAUAAACUAUAGACUCGGAAUUUUAGGAUUUCUAACAACAGGUGAUGCAGUAGCAUCAGGAAAUUUUGGCCUUAAAGAUCAAGUUGAAGCUUUACGAUGGAUUCGUAGAAAUAUUAGAUCAUUCGGUGGAAAUCCAAAUAAUGUAACUAUAUUUGGAGAAAGUGUAGGAGGUAUUUCCGUGAAUCUACAUUCAAUUUCUAAAGCCAGUAGGGGAUUAUUUCACAAAUAUAUAAUUCAAAGUGGAACAGUGGUAGGGCCUGGUGCAUAUCAAGAACCAAAAGAUUCUGUCGUUCAUGUUAAAAAUUUAGCAAAAUUAUUCAAUUGUUCAACAAACGAAUCACAAACAAUUGUUAAUUGUCUUCGAAAAAUUAAUUCAGAUGAUUUAGUAAAAACAACUGCAGUUGGCGAAACAAUGAUGAAAUAUGGCCAUUUUAUUUGGAAUCCAACAAUUGAAUCUAAUUCACCAGAUGCAUUUUUAACAGAAACUCCAUUAAAUAGUGUGAACAAUAAUAAAAUGAAAGAUAUGCCUUUCAUGAGUGGCGCAGUUACUGACGAAGGUCUAACUUUUACUAGCGGGGCAUAUUCUAAUGACAUUGUAUAUCAACAAUUAAGAGCAAAUAUUAACAAAUCAUUCAAUUAUCUCGCAAAACAUUAUAAACAACAAUCAGGAAAGUUUUUUUCGGCUUUAGAUAAAUUUUACUUUAACGGCACAUAUUCCACCAGCAAUAAAAACGAGUUCUUAAGCGGAACAACAAAAUUUUUUAGCGAUACAGUAUUUUUGUAUCCACAAGUGAGAAUGUUAGAAAAAGUAACUCCAAAAAUGAGAAAUUAUAAUUACUUUUAUAAUUUUGGAUAUCGAGGAUCAGUCAGUGUAACAGCAAGAUAUGGAGAUAAACGAAAUUAUGGUGUAUCACAUCAAGAUGAAAUUUUAUAUUUAUUCCCAGUCACUUAUGGAUCUUUUAUAACAUCAAAUGUAAAUUUUACUCGAAUCGAUGAAAAAAUUAGUCGAAUAAUGGUUGACUUUUGGACAUCAUUUGCUACAAAUGGAAAACCAACAUCUAGCGAAUUAUUGAAUCCUAAUUUAUGGCAGCCAUAUUCACCUAAUACAACAAAUCACAUUCAAAUCGGAAACAUUAGAAACAAUCGAGAUCCAAUUGUAUCAAUGUCAAAAAAUUAUUUUACAAAACGAAUCAAUUUUUGGAAAAAAAAUGCUCCUAUAUACAUUAAAAUGUUGAUAAAAUAUAAAAAAAAAAUAAUCGCCAUGAUUUUUCAACUAUUAUUAAAUUUAUUAUGGAUUUUUUCCAUAAACGCUGAACCUUUAGUGCAAAUUUCUCAUGGAACUUUAAAUGGUACUGUGGAGAUUGCAAGAUAUGGAAAAACAUAUUCAGCAUUCCGAGGAAUUCCCUAUGCGCAACCACCAAUUGGAAAUCGACGAUUUAAAAAUCCAGAGCCAGCUACAGCUUGGUGGGGAAUAAAACAAGCAAAGUCAUUUGGAAAUAUUUGCCCUCAAAAUAAUAAUGGUGCCAUAUCAGGGAAUGAUGAUUGUUUAUUCCUUAAUGUAUAUUCGCCAUUGUUAAGCUUCCAAAAUCCACUGCCCAGAAAUAAAUUACUUCCGGUUAUGGUAUUCAUUCAUGGAGGUAGCUUUCUCACAGGAAGUAGUAAUAUUUACGGACCUGGAUAUUUAAUGGAAAAAGAUAUUAUUUUAGUGACCAUAAACUAUAGACUCGGAAUUUUAGGAUUUCUAACAACAGGUGAUGCAGUAGCAUCAGGAAAUUUUGGCCUCAAAGAUCAAGUUGAAGCUUUACGAUGGAUUCGUAAAAAUAUUAGAUCAUUUGGAGGUGAUCGUGACAAAGUGACUAUAUUUGGACAGAGUGCUGGAGGUGUUUCAGUUAAUUUGCAUUCAGUUUCUAGAGCCAGUAGAGGUUUGUUUCAAAAAUACAUAAUUCAAAGUGGAACCAUAGUUGGACCAGGUGCAUAUCAAAAGAAACAAGAUUUUCAAAAUCACGUUAGGGAUUUAGCAAAAUUAUUCAAUUGUCCGCUCGAUAAAUCGCGAAAAAUCAUUAAUUGUCUACGAAAUGUGAAUUCAGAUGAUUUAGUCAAAACCAGUACAACGGUUCAGACAAUAAUAAAAUACGGUCAUUUUAUAUGGACUCCAACAGUUGAAUCUAAUUCAGCUGGUGCAUUUUUAACAGAAAUUCCAUUAAACAGUGUCAACAAUAAUAGAAUGAAGGAUUUACCAUUUAUGAGUGGAACUGUUACCGAUGAAGGUCUAGCACUAACAAGUGGGGGAUACUCAAAUGAAGUUAUUUAUCAAAUGGAACGAUCAAAUAUAAGAACAUUAGUAAAAAGUUUCUCAGACUACUAUAAACAAGAUUUAGAUAUUCUCUUUUCGAAAAUUGACAAAUUUUAUUUUAAUAGCAAAUUUAACACCAGCAGUAAAAUUGAGUUCUUGAAUGGAAUGACAAAAAUUUUCAGUGAUGCAAAUUAUUUCUAUCCACAAGUAAGAAUGUUAGAAAAAGUAACUCCAAAAAUGAGAAAUUCAAAUUAUUUUUACUCAUUCGGAUAUCGAGGUGCCCUAAGUUUAACGGAAGUAACUGGCGAUAAACAAAAUUAUGGAGUUAAUCAUGCCGAUGAACUUUUAUAUUUAUUUUCAGUUACAUAUGGAUCUUACCUAACAUCAAAUGCAAAUUUCACACAAAUCGAUGAAAAAAUUAGCAAAAUAAUGGUGGACUUUUGGACAUCAUUUGCUACAAAUGGAAAACCAACAUCUAGCGAAUUAUCUAAUUCUAAUUUAUGGGAACAAUAUUCAACUAAUACAACUUCUCAUAUUCAAAUUGGAAACAUUAGAAAGAAUACUGAUCCAACUGUAACAAUGUCUAAUAAUUAUUUUACAGAUAGGGUCAAUUUUUGGAGAGAAAAUGCUCCUAUAUAAAAUUGUAAUUUUAAAAAUUACCUUCUAUUUCUAAAUUUUACAAAUACCGUCAAAUUAUUUACUAUUAAAUAAUUAUUAAAUGUAUAUUAAUAAAUAAAUUCGUAUUAACUA
Messenger RNA from Leptopilina boulardi, 3568 nucleotides. Its product is annotated as juvenile hormone esterase-like. The coding region runs from base 62 to 3457 and encodes 1131 amino acids. NCBI's taxonomy places the organism in Eukaryota, Metazoa, Arthropoda, Insecta, Hymenoptera, Figitidae. The transcript is spliced from 16 exons. The record is from RefSeq and is a predicted model, not a curated record.